Molecule: messenger RNA, 891 nt
Organism: Trametes versicolor FP-101664 SS1
Lineage: Eukaryota; Fungi; Basidiomycota; Agaricomycetes; Polyporales; Polyporaceae
Product: hydrolase
Exons: 4
Coding region: 1-891 (296 amino acids)
Molecular function (GO): epoxide hydrolase activity
Source: RefSeq, a predicted model, not a curated record
AUGGCUGCCCCGACCCAAGUCAAGACCAUCACUGUCGACAACGGCAUCGACGUCUUUUACCGCGAAGCUGUCCCCGCCUCUUCGCAGGACCAUAGUGCAUUACCUGUCGUCCUGCUCCUCCACGGGCGACCCGCAUCAUCGUUCCAAUACCGCAACCUCAUCCCGCGUCUUGCUCACAAGUACAGGGUCAUUGCCCCUGACCUGCCUGCCUUCGGCUUCACCGUCGUCCCCGAGGCAUGCAAGUACGAAUAUACGUUCGCGUCGAUCACAACCACCGUCAUCAGUUUCCUGGACGCCUUGGAGAUAGCAAAGUUUGCCGUAUACGUAUUUGACUACGGCGCACCCGUGGCCUUCAGACUCGCCCUCCAGCGCCCCGAGGCGAUCACAGCACUCAUCUCGCAGAAUGGAAAUGCCUACGAUGAAGGCUUGGGCUCAGCCUUCUGGGCGCCCCUCGAGGAGGUGUGGGCCGACCCAACUCCCGAGAAGGUGAAGGCCCUCGAGCGUCUCCUCACCCUUGAAGCUACCAAACGAUUGUAUGUCACCGGGGCGCCAGACCCGUCCGUCAUCCCUCCGGAGACGUACUAUCUGGACUACUACCUAAUGACACGCCCUGGCAUUGUCAACAUCAUUCUCGGAUAUUUCCUCGACUACAAGACAAACGUCGACCUCUACCCCGAGUUCCAAAAGUACUUCCGCACCUACCGCCCACCCACCCUAGCUGUAUGGGGCAAGAACGACCCGGCCUUUAUUCCUGCGGGUGCGGAGGCGUUCAAGAGAGACAUCCCGGACGUGAUUGUGAAGUUUGUGGAUGCUGGGCAUUUUGCUCUGGAGACUGCGCUGGAUGAGAUCAGCGGAGAGGUCUUGGCUUUCCUGGCUCAAGUUGGGAUAUAG